AUGGCAUCGUCAUUCGUUGGAGAACUACUCCGGUUCACUACACUCAUUCUUCCGAUACCUCAACCAUGCUCUGCCGCCUCUCUUUAUUCCACAUAUAAAUUUAACCCUCUUGAGCAUCUUGGUGGUGUAACCCCAUACUUCGAGCCUCAAGAUCCGCCCGCGUCGCCGUCACCUCCACAGGGUUGUUCGGUGUCCCGGGCAGCCUAUCUGUCUCGCCACGCUGCAAUCUACGCCAAUGACUACGAUUACGAAGCGUACAUUGAACCAUUUGUAUCGAAACUGGAAAAUAACACCGCAAUCGACUGGAGCAACGUUCCAGCGCUUAACUUCCUUGCUAGGUGGACAGCUCCGCUGACAGACGCGGAACGGGAGCUAUUGACGCGUGUAGGCAAGUUAGAAGCGGCACAACUCGGUGUGACACUAUCUUUUAGGUAUCCUUAUCUUAGGGUGCCGUCGCGCGUAUGGACAUCCUCGGCAGAGCGAACCGCAGAAUCGGCCGAGUCGUUCGCGAGGAGCCUCGAGCUGAACGAGGAUGGGAUCAACGUCGUGAGCAUUUACGAGUCUAAGGAAGCUGGUGCGGAUAGCCUCACGCCGUAUAAGAGCUGUCCGGCUUAUUCGCCCUCGUUUGGGAGCGAUCAAUCAGCAGUCUACCUAGAAAAGUUCACCAAGCCUAUUAUACAGAGAUUAAACGCGAUGGCUCCCGGGUUUAAUUUUACGGCGAACGACGUAUAUGGCAUGAUGGAACUGUGCGGGUAUGAAUCCGUUAUUCGUGGCAGCUCCCCAUUCUGCGAUCUCGACCUCUUUUCGCCAGAUGAUUGGCUUGGAUGGGAAUAUACGGCCGAUAUCAUGUACCAUUACAAUGUGGGAUAUGGUAAUCGGAUUUCUGGCGUCAUAGGAUUGCCUUGGCUUAAUGCGUCGGCAAGCCUACUUUUAGAAGAGUCGGCAGGGGGGCAAGACAUCUACGUUAGCUUUACUCAUCGUGAACUACCUCCUAUGGUGUUUGUCGCCAUGGGUUUAUUUAACAACUCGGAGUUCGGCGGAAGCGAGGCUGCUAUUAAUGAUACAAUGCCAUUAGAUCGUAUCAACCACCGACGCGCGUGGAAGAGUUCGCACGUAUUGCCAUUUCUGAGCAACGCCGCCAUCGAGAGGCUAAAUUGUUCAGGUAGCUACGGCUACGACAAUGGCGAUUACUAUCGAAUACUUGUCAAUAGUGCGCCUCAACCAUUGCCAAACUGUGCCGAUGGGCCGGGUACAAUUUGUUCGAGGGUAGGAUUUGAACAGUAUCUUCAAGAACGAAUUGACAUGUUCCAAGGAUUUUCUGAGAGAUGCGGAGUGGACUACGACAACUCGACGGACGUCUUAACGAUUUAUACGGAUUCUGGGGUUGGUAAUGUUCUAGCCUCUAACUUCAUCACCCAAAGGACGCGCCGAAGUAUGCCUCCGCGAAAAUCUAUCCAAGAGUUCAAGGAGCUCCUAAGGACCAGUAACAGGGUCUUGGCUCUCUGCGGUGCCGGCCUAUCCGCAGCCUCGGGACUUCCAACAUUUCGUGGUGCCGGUGGCCUCUGGCGCAAUCAUGAGCCUACAUCCCUCGCAACUCCGACGGCCUUCAAGAGCGAUCCCGCACUUGUUUGGCUCUUCUACGCAUGGCGCAAGCAUAUGGCGCUGAAGGCGAAUCCCAAUCGUGGUCAUUAUGCCCUUGCCGAACUGGCAAAGAGGAAGGAUGACUUUCUGUGCUUGACACAGAACGUCGAUGGUCUGUCGCCACGUGCUGGACAUCCCGAAUCUAAGCUUCGACUUCUCCAUGGGAGCAUCCUCGAUAACAAAUGCUUUAACAAGAAUUGCGAUUAUAUCGACCGGGACAACCUAAGCGACCCCGUGUGCCCGGCUCUCGCUCCCGCCGCUGAAGACUACCCGCCCAACCAGACCAUUCCCUUACUCGAUCCUUCCAUUCCCGCGCCAUCAGUCAACGUCGAGGAUCUCCCGCAUUGCCCGAAGUGCCAGACUGGUCUGCUGCGGCCUGGCGUUGUUUGGUUCGGUGAGCCUCUCGAUAAGAAGAUGCUGAAGGAUGUUGAUAACUGGAUCUAUGCUGGACCUAUCGAUAUCGUGCUUGUGAUCGGCACAGCAGCCGUGGUCUUUCCCGCGGCAGACUAUACGCAACAGGCUAUAAAUCAGGGGGCCAUUAUUGUAGUGGUGAAUCCUGACCCUGAAUCGGGGGAGGGUCUAGAGGAUGAAGAUUUCUUCUUCCAAGGAGACGCUUCUGAAAUAUUGCCGAAGCUUUUCGAGGGUGUCAUUGGGAAGAUGGAUGAGAACGGGAAGAUUUUGUAA
Molecule: messenger RNA, 2325 nt
Organism: Daldinia caldariorum
Lineage: Eukaryota; Fungi; Ascomycota; Sordariomycetes; Xylariales; Hypoxylaceae
Product: histidine phosphatase superfamily
Exons: 3
Coding region: 1-2325 (774 amino acids)
Cellular component (GO): fungal-type cell wall
Molecular function (GO): protein-succinyllysine desuccinylase activity; protein-malonyllysine demalonylase activity; NAD+ binding
Source: RefSeq, a predicted model, not a curated record